CGGCGGUACCGCUUGCCAUGGGAGAAGGAUGAGAGAUAUCCUCUCAUUGACCGGUGCUUCCAGGAUGCCAGAGGCAAUAGCAUGGACCCGAAGGCGUUUGCUAAGUUAUCCAAACAACUGGCCAAAGACAAUAAGAAGAAAGACGAAGGGCCCCCGGCUCUGCAGCACGUGGAUGCCUUCGUCAAGAAGGAUAAGACCCCUGGGGGCGAGGGUCAAGAGAAGGUAGGGCCUUCCAAGGAGGCUGCUGCUGCUGAUACCGGUAAAGACACCGGAGGCUCCCAGGCGGGAGAACUAAAGAGAAAAAAUGCCGGGAAGGGCAUCAAGCCUCCGGAAAAGAAGAAAUUGAAGGGGGAUGCUGGCCAGAAAGCUUCCCCUGUAGUGAUUGUCGAUGAGUCCUCCCCGGUGAAGCCCGCAAACUCCAUCCCCCUGGAGGAUCUUGGUGAUGGUGCCUGGCCCCUGGAGACUAUACAUUUCCCCAUCAAGAAGG
Molecule: messenger RNA, 487 nt
Organism: Cuscuta epithymum
Lineage: Eukaryota; Viridiplantae; Streptophyta; Magnoliopsida; Solanales; Convolvulaceae
Source: the annotation of a GenBank genome assembly